This is a messenger RNA of Pseudovirgaria hyperparasitica, 939 nucleotides long. RefSeq lists its product as uncharacterized. The coding region runs from base 1 to 939 and encodes 312 amino acids. Lineage: Eukaryota; Fungi; Ascomycota; Dothideomycetes; Acrospermales; Acrospermaceae. The record is from RefSeq and is a predicted model, not a curated record. The transcript has 3 exons. Gene Ontology annotation, cellular component: endoplasmic reticulum membrane; endoplasmic reticulum.
AUGCCACGACGCCUGAAAGCCAUCUACAUAAUUUCAUCCUUCACUUCAUUUGCAGACCUAGGCUUGCACCCAGAUCCAGCGUGGAAAGUCUCGUCUUCGCAUCUGCUCGGCCAAUCCAUCGUUAUGGUUGCCUUUACUUUCACUUCUUUGGCACUUCUCGCCUUGCAGACUCUCAGCGUCCUCGCUGCUGAUGAAGUAACUGCAGACACUCUGGCCGAAGGUGUCGAGGGCAGCAUCAAGCUCGCCACCGUCGCGAGGUUUCCACAGUCUGAAAUAUUUGGUGUGAAGCUCGUGAAUGGACAUCCGACUCAAUGCGUGAUUGACGUCCAGAACAAUGAACUCGAACCUGUUACCGUUCUCCUCGUCGGUGGUUCUCUGAAUACGAUCAAUGGUCCUGAUCAGAUUGUCCGCAAUCUCACCAUGCAGCGCCCCGGUGUUCAGAUUCCAGCUGGGGAGAAACAGAGCAUCACAUACAGCUUCGCCACAGAGCUUCAUCCUCAAGACCUUCGCCUUCACCUUACAAGCGUCGUCCAAGACUCAAAGGAUGGGAUCCACAUUGUUCAGGUUUACAACGAGACUGUCUCCGUGGUUGAGGCGCCCACCAGCAUCUUUGAUCCUCAAAUCAUCUUCCUCUACAUCGUCCUCGCUGCAGCCUUCAGUGGUACGUGCUACUUCAUUUACAGUACCUGGUUCGCGACUUUAUUCCCCCAAAAGCGCCGUGGUGGCAAAGGCGGAGAGCGCGCCAAAUAUUCGUCCAACGGCUCAAAGAAGGUCGACCCAACCGACCAGGCUUCAGUCGUUGGUGCGGAUGGACCUGCUGUUACCAGUGGCUCCAAGGUAUACGAUGAAAGCUGGAUCCCUGCCUCCCACUUGCAGCGCCCUGAAGCUCGCCGCAUCGGCAGUGGCAGAAGCACACCCAAGACGAAGCGCGCCGCCUAA